AACAGUUCGCGCAUGCGCACUGUCAGUAAGAAAAAGGGAGCGAAGCGCGCACAUUUAGCUUAAAAAAGGAGAAAACAAUUGGCGUUUUUGAUUUAAUUGUGUUGCUUUAACGCGAUGUACGGACUAAAAUUAACACCCGGAGGACGGAGAAAACCCGCGGGUGUACCCGAUAAGGUGGACAUGUCACUAGAUGACAUCAUUCGGUUGAAUAAAAAAGAGCAGAAGACAAAGAAGAAAGGAGCUGCCACGUACCGACGACCAGCCUUGAAGAAAGGUCGUCCAACUGAAGGGAAAAGAGUUUGGUCCAGCAGUGGUGGUCCAGUUUUAAAGGGUAACACAAAAGGUGGCGUGUUCAGACGAGGAGCGCCCAAACUCAGGAAUGGUAGACUACAGGUCAUUCAGGGUGUACGGCGCGGUCAAGGGGUCAUCACUGGGCUCGCAGCACGAAAGACGGCAGCCUUCUUCAGACCAACCCGUCAGAAAACAAAGCAGAAACCACCGCCUGUCGUCCAACGCUUACAGCUGCCGUACAGGAAGCAGCUCUACAGGCAGCAGGAACCACAGAGGAUACAAAGUAGGAUAGCAGUCAAAAGGCCAUUUCAACUGCGACGACGUCCUCUCCCUCCUGUGCAUCAGACGCAGAAAGAGGCUCGCCAGACCACAUUUCUUCAUAAUAGAGGACUGAAGGUUCAAGCUGUGGUUCACAAGCCAAAUCCUCACACACUUCCCAUCAGAAGUCGCACAUGGCGCGCAUCAGCAAGCAACAAUGGAAUGCUAACUGUAUCAAUAGACAACCCCACCGCCAUGACUCAGCCCGAGCCCCCUUCCGCUUGGACUCUGCACCCGCCGACCGCCGGGUCGAUUCCCGCCGACCUGAAAACGGACGUAAAGAAGACGCCCAAAGGAAUCCCUCUCCAGUUCGACAUCAACAGCGUCGGCAAACCGCAGACGUCGAUAACGCUGAAUGAGAGAUUCCGCAUCCUAAAAGACCGGCGCACAGUCGCAGCACAAAGGAGUAAAGGCGGCAGAUUUGUUGUGGUCAAUUAGCCACAAAGACCGCCUGUUGACAUGCUGAACUGUUACAACUGACGACAACAUGCUUAGAAAUUCAAUGUUCAAUGUUGUCAUUUAUUUUUUGCUAGCAUUAAAAUCUGUUACCGUUAAUUCCA
Molecule: messenger RNA, 1169 nt
Organism: Entelurus aequoreus (snake pipefish)
Lineage: Eukaryota; Metazoa; Chordata; Actinopteri; Syngnathiformes; Syngnathidae
Product: UAP56-interacting factor-like
Exons: 9
Coding region: 115-1047 (310 amino acids)
Biological process (GO): mRNA export from nucleus
Molecular function (GO): mRNA binding
Source: RefSeq, a predicted model, not a curated record